AUGGAAAGAUACAACAGAAAAUCUGAAGGCGAACAUCUCAAAGAUGUAAACCUAAACUGCGAAACUUGUUUGAUAGAAUAUCUAGAAGGAAAUUACGGAAACUUCUAUCUCGGUAUGGUCGAGAGCGAUCAUUUACCUUUCAAUUUCACUAUUGAUAGAUCCUACUGGUUUACAUCAAUUCAAGCUCAUAUUGAAUUAAAAACAAAUUCAUUUGUUUCUAUGCGAAUUCACAUUCAAAUCAAUUCAAACAAUUCCUUAAAUAAAUAG
Clunio marinus is the source of this 267-nucleotide messenger RNA. Lineage: Eukaryota; Metazoa; Arthropoda; Insecta; Diptera; Chironomidae. The record is from the annotation of a GenBank genome assembly.